AUGGAAAAAAUUGUCUGCAUCCUAAUGGUGGUUUGUCUGGUGGAAAUUCAACCUUUAUUGAUAAACAACGACGCUUUUGCAACUAUUGGAUCAGAUGAGGACAAUCUAGAAUCUGCAGCUUCCAGAACAAAACGACAGGCAGAUGAUUACAGCCGCAUACAGAUCCUGAUGGUGGUUGACUUUGCUGUCUACUCCUGGUUUUAUAAACUUACCAACCUGCCAGAUGCCACGAGACAGGAACGUGACAGGGCCACAGAACAGAAUAUAACGCGGUACUACGCAUUUGUUUUCAAUAGGACGAAUGAACGUUACGAGGGAAUCGAAGAUUCGGAUGUGAAGAUUAAGUUGGAGUUUGGCGGGUUAAUCAUCGCCAAGAAUGCCACGGCGGCGUACUGGACGGAGGGUCGCCGUGAAGAACCGGUGGAGGGGUCACUCAGGGACAUGGUGGAUGCUUCCGAAGUAUUGGAAGAUUUUCAUGGCUGGGUCAACGAUACCAUCCUCCCACCCUUUGACCACAUAGUUCUCUUUACGGGGUACAAUCUAACGUACGGCGGAACUGCCUAUUACAAAGGUUUGUCGUUCCCUGAUUCCAUCUGCACGUUCUCUCCCAUUUCUGUUGUUGAGGAUACCUACGAUACUCGGACAGUGGGAUUCUUCGGCCAGGAAAUAGGUCGUAGUCUGGGAGCGAGACUAGACCUGGAUGGAAACUUUUGUUUAUCGACAAACUUGAACAUGAUGACACCUAGGUUCCGCUUUCCACCGGACGAAGCACGAGCCAGAAAUCUCUGGGAAUUUUCCCCCUGUUCCAUCAGCUACUUCAAGGAAUUUAUAGGGGAGCUGGAGACUAACUGUCUGCAGGACUCGUACGGAAAUCAAUACCCGGAGAACUUGGAUGAAUAUCUCCAGGAGUUACCCGGCGAUACUUACGGAGCUGACCAACAGUGCAGACUGACCAACGGUCAAAACUCAUACGUCUGUCGGGAAUUUAUCAUGGACUACUCAACUAUUUGCCGCGGAAUGCCAUGCUUUGUACCGGAAACUGGCUCAUGCGCUCUCCUGCUUCCGGCGGACGGUACCAUAUGUGGAAACAAUUCGAAAUGCCACCGAGGGGUAUGCGAGGAAGAUCUGACGGCCGGGACAGCAGUAGGUAACUGUAUUACCCUUUUUUUUCCCCGAGGUAACUGUGUAUUUGGUGACCAGCCUGUACUUCCGUUUGGGAGGACCUGUGGUGAGAUUGACCUUGAACCCUAUAGCUGCUAUCAACAGUCGUUGGAGCGAGCAUGCUGUGCCAAAUGUAACAGCUUUAGGACCAAAAUCACUGACUGUGAGUUUGGUGAUAAAAUUGGGACUUGUCGAGAGGAGAACUGUGAUACAGAGCAGGAGACCUGCUGCGCAUUGUGUCAGGGCCAAGUGGAGGAGACAACGACAGAGCUGUACACCACAACAACUGAGGAGACAACAACCUCAACUACCACAACAGAAGCUACAACUACAACAACAACAACAACAUUGAAACCAAGCACGACAACCACUCCUACAACCACGCCAACAACUACUACAUCAACCACUACCUCGCCAGCCAGACAACUUCCAGACUGUAACACCUUCUUUCGUCUCCUUGACAACUAUUCCUUGUCCUCCUUCCAAGACCUUUCCAGUUGGACAUGGCUGGACAGGAUGUACUGUUUCCUUAGAAGUGGGGGAAAUUACUUCAGAAUGAUGAUGUACUCGGGUAGUUACCCACGGCGACGACGAAGAUGGAGGGUAUACAGAAGGCGUCGAUACGGUUACAGACGGAGAGCGGUACCUCCAGGAAAAUGUGACUGCGAAAACUUAACAAAGAAAAUUGACAACCUCCAAGUUGAAAUCUUCAGGCAGAAGAGACAGAUGAAGCGAAAAGUUGCUGAACAUCGCAGACAAGAACGUUAUUUACAGGAAAGAUACUGGGAAUGGAGGCGUCGGGUGCAAGGAGAACUCGACACAAGAUUGCGAAUAUUUACAGAAAGUUUGCAACGUAAGGAAAGACAACUCACAGAUAAAUACAAGAGAAAGGAGAAGAUAUUAGAAAAAAAAUACAAAGAAAAGGAGUUUAACUUAAAGCAACACUAUAACAGGAAGUUGAAAGAUCUGGACCGGAAGUAUGAAGACCUGGUGAGGAAAAUGGUGAACAGAUACAGAGACAGAGAAAAGGCAAUUAUCAAAAAGUGUAAGGCAGAACUCGCAAAAAAGUCACGGCAAAUCUGGAGAAUGCGUGGCUAAACAAGUCUGUCUCCUAAGUUAUAAGUUAAAUACUGUAAACAUAUUUAAUAAGGCACAAUAAAAUUCAAGCACAUUAUUUUUUAUGGCAAAUAUGAACAUCCAUGAAAAAAAUGUAAUUACAGUAGUUAUGUUUUGGAAUAAUAUUUUCUAAUGCGAAAAAUCUAUAAUCAGAUUACCGCUAAAAUGUAUAGGCCUCACAAAGUGAUUAUUAUUUCGGCCACUCUGUCUCAACUUACUGGGGAAUAUAAUAACUAAAUGGAGGUGUAAUUUUUUCACCUCACAAGCAUUUCUGUGUAAUACACGUGACUUGUGAUUUUUAAGGCCCAUCAAUCUCAUACUUUAUACAUUUUUUGCUCUAAUGAACUUCUUUGGAGAACUUUAUAUUUGAAGUUGAAUAUUAAAGGUCACUGUUACUAUAAAUAGUAAGCCAGUUUAU
This is a messenger RNA of Ylistrum balloti, 2695 nucleotides long. RefSeq lists its product as uncharacterized. Lineage: Eukaryota; Metazoa; Mollusca; Bivalvia; Pectinida; Pectinidae. Gene Ontology annotation, biological process: proteolysis. Gene Ontology annotation, molecular function: metalloendopeptidase activity. The transcript is spliced from 16 exons. The coding region runs from base 1 to 2259 and encodes 752 amino acids. The record is from RefSeq and is a predicted model, not a curated record.